Molecule: messenger RNA, 684 nt
Organism: Lodderomyces orthopsilosis Co 90-125
Lineage: Eukaryota; Fungi; Ascomycota; Pichiomycetes; Serinales; Debaryomycetaceae
Gene: SNF7
Product: ESCRT-III subunit protein
Exons: 1
Coding region: 1-684 (227 amino acids)
Biological process (GO): vesicle budding from membrane; late endosome to vacuole transport via multivesicular body sorting pathway
Cellular component (GO): cytoplasmic side of plasma membrane; ESCRT III complex; multivesicular body
Source: RefSeq, a predicted model, not a curated record
AUGUGGGGAUAUUUCUUUGGAGGAAACUCCCAACAAAAGAAAGAGUUGCCAAAGAAGGCUAUAGUUGAACUACGUGAACAUAUUUCAACAUUAAAUAAAAAGAAGAAUCAUUUACAACAACAAAUGGACGAUCAAGAUCAACUUGCAAGGAAGUAUGUCUCGUCAAAACAAACCACACUAGCCAAGAAUGCAUUAAAGCGUAAAAAGGGGUAUGAAACAAAUUUACUCAAAGUUGAAAAUCAAAUAGAAACCUUAGAAACUCAAUUAGUAUCAAUCGAAGGUGCCAAUUUGAAUUUGGAAACUAUGAAGGCAAUGAAACAAGGUGCUAAAGCAAUGAAACAAAUACAUGGUGAAUAUGAUGUUGAUAAAGUGGAAGAUACUAUGGAUGAAAUCAGAGAACAAGUUGAAUUAGCUGAUGAAAUUUCAGAAGCAAUAUCAAGACCAGUAGGAAACGAAUAUGUGGAUGAAGAUGAACUAGAUCAAGAAUUGGCUGAAUUAGAGAAUGAAAAUAGGGAAGCAGAGAAGGAGAAAGCCAAGCCACAGAAACAACAACAACAACCGGCAGCAGUACAUAAAGAAGAACAAUUACCAUCUUUCCCAACUGUCAACAAAGCUGAACCAGUUUCACAAGAUGAUGAAGAUGAAGCUGCUUUGAAAGCUUUACAAGCAGAAAUGGGAUUAUGA